CAAGAAGUGCGGAAUAAAAUAAUCGUUUUAUGUGUGCACAUUGAAGGCGGAGUGAGUGAGUGAUUGAGCAUUUGUAACUGCAACUUGGUGCCAUUUGUGCAGAGCGGAAGUUUGAAAGUUGGUGAAAAGAAAAGCCACGUGAAAAGCAACGUCUGGGCAAAUACCCCCCAGACAGUGUCAGUGAGUGUGAGGGAAACGGAAAGCAAAAGACGUGAAAAAUCAAAUCAACCAACCGGCCAGACAACAAAGGGUUGUUUGUGUUUUGGGAAGGUGGAGAAAAAUCACAAACAGUGUGAAAAGCAGGCAGCAGUCGUGUAAGCUUUAUCACAUGCAAAGUGCGGUGAAGUGAACUAGCCCGUUUGGAAAACGGAAAGUGAAGUCUUGACAGUCAUCUUUAGGGCCAAUAUCGAAUAGGCCCGGAAAAGUGUGCAAGUGUUUGAAUUUGAAAAAAAAGAGCCAAAUCCAAAAACAGUGCAAUGGAAAACACUGCGGCAGUGUUACUAUCGCCACCGGCAACGCCACCAUUGCAGGAUACCAGCCAGCAACAGGACCAGCAACAGCAGCAGGAUGAUCUUCUGAAGACAACCAACGCCAUUCGUCAGGCCCUGAAGCGGAAGCUGGCAGAAAGCACGGCAGAAAAGGCGGCCCCAACAGCGGCCGGAGGUUCGUCGUCACCGUCGUCCAGCGGCAGCUUCGUCACACCGAACCAUUCGGACGCGUCGGAGGAUGAGUCCGAUCUGCCGCCCCGCAAACGGCAGUACGUGCGCAACCCGGACCAGCUGGAAUCGCACGCCGCCCUGCAGAAGCAGCUGCACCAGCUGCACCACAAGCAGGAACAGCGACAGCAGCAGCAGCAGCAGCAACAGCUGCUCAACGGUUCCGGUGCCCCGACGCCACCGCCGUCGGAGUUUUCCGGCUCGGAGGACGAAACUACCAAGUCCGGCUCGGACGAGGAGCGCUGCUACUUCCAGGGUGGCGCGCCCCCGCGCGAAAGCGUCAUCAUGCGCAUCAACAAGGACGGUUCGUGCACGAAGACGCCCGCAUCCGGAGAGGAGUCGGCCUGUGCCGGAGCGCUCAACAUAUUCCGCAGCUACAAGUUCAAGAUGGGGCCGCGAAUGUCGCCUCCGCCACCGACCACAGUAUCUCCGCCGCCGGCAUCCAGCAUCUCCUCCUCCUCCUCUUCGUCCUUCCCACCCGCGGACACCAGUGCCAGUGAAAGCCAAAUGGUGCAAGAUCUGUCCACCACCAGCAGCAGCAGCAGCAAGUCGCCGGCUCCAGUAUUCCCGCCCAGCAGUUCCAACAGCGCCGGCAAGCGCAAGAAGAAGGAAUCCACCAGCGCCGCAUUCAGCCAACCGAUCCUGCCGAAGGCGGUGCAGCCCUCAACCCCCAUCCACCCCACCACCACCCUUCCUGUGAUAGCGCCCAAGCUUACCGCCAGUACCGCGCCCGCACCCGCCCAAUUCAUCCUGGCCACCCAGAACGGGUACAUCAUCGUGCCGCAGCAAAUGUCGCACAACCUGCUCGCUGUCUCUACGGCUACCGUCCCCAUCCCGUCCAAAUCCACACCGGCGGUCGGAAAGGAGGACGGCAAAGCCGCGGAGCAGCAGCAGCAGCAGCAGCAGCGUGCAGCUGGCCCGACCGCGGUUAAACCGGAACGUCGCCGCAUCUACGAGUGCGAUCAUCCGAACUGUGGCAAGAACUACUUCAAGUCGAGCCACCUGAAGGCGCACCAGCGCAUCCACACCGGCGAGCGACCGUUCAACUGCAAGUGGCCCGACUGUGGCCGCCGGUUCAGCCGCUCGGACGAGCUGUCGCGCCACAAGCGCACGCACACGGGCGAGAAGAAGUUCGUCUGUCACGUGUGCGAGCGACGGUUCAUGCGUAGCGACCAUCUGUCCAAGCACGUCAAACGGCACAACAAGGACACGAGCGGCAAGGUGACGUCAUCCGCUGGCCAGUCCGGUGGACGUCGGGCGGCUGCAAAUGCACCGACCACCACCACGACUGCCAUCCUUCCGGCGGAGGGUGCGCGAACGGGAGGUGCCGCCCUGUACCACCAUCAUCAUCCACAGCUGGCGGCCGUAUUUCAACCAGCGGCUCACCCGUUUGCCACCACCGUACAGCAAGCCUCGGUGUACUAAAGAGUGCGGUGACGGACAUUGAGGAAUGCACCUCGGCUCAGCUUACUUGUGUCAUAUGGACAGUCUCACGGUGGGGCUGCCAACCAUUCCAGCUAUCUGAGGAGGAGAGGGGAAGGGUCAAAGAGUGAGAGAGAGAGAGAGAGAGAGAGAGAGAGAGAGAGAGAGAGAGAGAGAGUGAGAGAGAGGGCAACGUGCGUUGGCGCCGUCAGUGGGACGGGAUCCGUUUUAUGAAUUUUCCUCCUUCUCCAGUUAGGUUUAAACAAUUCUUGCGCGUGUGGGCGUCCCCCGGGAAGCGCCCUUUACGCCCCACUAUCUGUGAUCGUUUUGUCUUACUAAACUACCGGACUACAAACUCUACGAACUACAAACAAGCAACAA
Anopheles merus is the source of this 2519-nucleotide messenger RNA. RefSeq names its product dendritic arbor reduction protein 1-like. The transcript has 2 exons. The record is from RefSeq and is a predicted model, not a curated record. Bases 477 to 2141 code for a protein of 554 amino acids. Gene Ontology annotation, biological process: regulation of transcription by RNA polymerase II. Gene Ontology annotation, molecular function: DNA-binding transcription factor activity, RNA polymerase II-specific; RNA polymerase II cis-regulatory region sequence-specific DNA binding. NCBI's taxonomy places the organism in Eukaryota, Metazoa, Arthropoda, Insecta, Diptera, Culicidae.